AAUGACUGCUUGUACCAUGAAUGUUGUAUAGUUGCAUAGGUAAGUAAAUAAAAAAUGGAACCAAAUAUCUACUAUGAAGUAUAUUUCAAAAAAAAAUUAUUGGCUCAUUGAUAAAAUAAUAAAAUAAACUUUGGGUAAAACAAUUAAAACAUGAAAAGCUACAAACAAAUAAUCCUUAAAAUUUCAUUUGCUGCACUGUUAUAAUUGCAAACAUAAAAUUAUUUGUGAGAACUAUUUAUAAACACAUCCAUAUUAUUACUAUUUUUCUUGUAUUUGAGUGUGCUGUGUAUUAAGUUUGCAUUAUAUGUAAAUAAUUACCAUUAAAGUACAACUCAAAUGCCCCAGUUGAAAUGAGCAUUCCUUCAAACAUAUUUGAGCCGAAAAAUACAACAAGACAUGCAUAAAUUUUAUUUGAUACACACCAAAUCCACCAAUUUGGUUGAUCUUUGCCAAUGUAUUCAAAAAAAUUAACGCCAGACCCAAUAGCAAUUAUAGUUAACAUUUUUGCAACACUCUAGAAAAAAAAAAUAUAUAUAUAUAUAUAUUUCAUAUCAAAAUCAGUUAUUUAAUAAAAAUAAUUUUUAAACCAACCAACUUACCAAUAUUUUAGCUCCAAUUAAAUGCAUUAUUGAUGGAUUAUAAUUUGCACCAACAAUGUUAAGUUCAGGAUAUUUGUCUUCAAGAAUACUCGAAUAGUGAUCAAAUGCUUUUUGAUAACCACAAGAAUAACUAAAAAAUAUAUUAAAUUAAAUUAAUUAUACUUAUGUUAUCAUACAUAUAUAUAUAUAUAAUAAAUACAAUCAUCAGAAUGUUUUGAAAUUCAGAUUUCUAUAAAUAUUUCUAAUCAAAUUACAACAAAACUAUAAAUAAUGAAAGUUAUUUACAUUUUAUGUCCUUUCUACAUGUUUUACCAAAUAUUAAACUACAGAAAAUAUGUAAUUUAAAAUGCUGAUAACUCAAAAACUAAAUACAAUUACUAAAUAAUAAUUAAUAAGCCCCAUUCACAAUUGUAAGAGAUGCCAACCUAUGAUGUAGUUAUUUAACUUACUAAGCGAAAAUCGAAAUUAGUAUGUAACCUACUUGUAUUAUAGGGUAACAUAAUAUGUGUGCUUACUUAUUUAUAUAAUUUCAAUACAAAUAUAACUAGUUUUUAGUUUUUACUCAUAUACCAUCCUACCUCAUUGACAAUAAUAUUUUCAGUAUGUAUCUUGUUGUGUGUGUAAUAAGAUGUUUACAGUUAAAUUGUAUAGAAUAAUCAGUUAUAGAAUUUUUUACAAAAACCAUAAAUAUUACCACAAAAUAACAAAAUUAGUUCACAAAGAAUUACAGUGAUACUAAGAAGCACGUGGAUGUAGUCACCGUUGUAGGUUAAAAGUUAGGAAAGUAGUAGAGAAGAAAUUUAAUGAAUAACUGUAAGCAAUGAUAAACCAUUGCUAAGGAAAAAACGAUUCUGAGCGGAGUUCAGUAGAUAGUGUUGCUUUGUCAACAAUUAAUGGGAAAAUCAAAAAAUUACCUACUUAAAGUACCUCCAGAGUCAGAUUUUCUUUUAGAAAAAGUAUAAUCACUGUAAAUCUGAGCAAAAUUGCUGGUUGAAAAGUUGUUCAAAUAAUAAAUAAGUAAAAGAUAAACAUCUUUGUAAAACCACAAUCCACUCAGAAUCUAAAAAAAAAAACUAUUAGCCAUGAGUGAAUUCGAGAAAUCACCACUUUAAAAUGUAUCAUAAAAGGUGUCAGUCAUAUUAAUUGAUACAAAAACAAAUUAAUUUUUAAGAUAUCUUAAUGAAGAUCUUAAUUCAUGAUGCAACUCAAAACUCAGUUAGGGGCAAAUAGGUACUAGAACCUGUUAUUGGUUGCAAGAUUUACCAGGUUUGGAACGCAUAAAACUAGUAGUUGUAUAUGUUUUAUAUAUUAUAAUUUAUAUUUUAUUUUUUUUUUGGCCGCAAUUGAACAGAAAUUAACAGAUAAAAUAAUUAUCAAUCAAAUUUGAUCAUCAUUUGAUAUAUCUUAUAAGUAAUAAUUUGUUAUAUUAAUUACUAAAUUCAUCUUUAUUUUUUAUUAAUAACUAAUAAUUUUUAUAAUAUAUUAUAUAUAUUACCAAAAAAUAAUUUGUUUUGUUUUUAUUUUAUUCUAAAUUUAAGAAAAUUCACUAAGUUGAUGUGAUUUGUUAAUUUGUUAAAUUAAUGUAUAAAUUUAAAAACUUAUUAAAAUUUUAAAUGUACAGUAUUAUCAUUAUUAUAAUAAACUUUUAAAAAAAAAAAAAAAAAGUAUUAGUCGUUAUAAAGUUUUAUACAUUAAACAUUUAUACACAUAUAUUACUAACCCUGAGAUUUACCCAUUACAACUGUUUGCAAUGCAGUUGUAACUUGUAACAUAAGGUAAUUAUUAGAAAUUAAAAUGGCUAUUACUAAGAAACCAUUGAUCAAAUAUGAAUGCAUGAUACAUUAAAAUGUUUAGAAUAAUAUACUUAACAAAUUACUUACUUUAAAAAUUUUAAAAAGUAAAAAAUAAAAUUAUUUUUCUUGAUUGGAUGAUAUUCAAUGAUAGGGAUGAAAUGAAAAAUAAAAAAAAAAAUGAAUAUUGACAAUUAUUAGUAUUUAGAUAACACUAUAUAAUAUAUAAUAUUUUAUAUUAAUUUUAUUAUUUACACGCAGAAAAGUUAUUUAUAGACAGAUCUAGUUGUUCACAAAGCAAGCCAUUUUUGAUUUCUCAGUAGUAUUCAUAAUAAUUGGGAAAACCAGAAAAUAGGAGAAAUUAAAAUGAACAAAUUUACAGCAUACAAUUUCAUUAUUAAAAAAAUUUUCCGAAUUAUAUUUUCUACCAGAAAUCUUGUUGACCUUUGUUGAAUUUUUAAUCUAGAUGGUGAGUAGGUAAUUUGUUUUUAAGUUUCUAAGUAAAUUUUUUUUUAGAUUCUAAGUGAAGCAAGUAAUGUCAAUAUGUUCCUCCAAGUUUUACAACAUUUAUUUUUUAUAUCAAUGAACAACUUUUUUAACAGAAAUCUUGCCUCAAUUUUUAAUUGUAGCACUUUUUCUGAAAGUAAAUUUUCCUGAGGUGGUACUUCAAGGAGGUCAUUUUUUAAUUUUCUAAGUGGUUUUCAUAAUAAAUGAAAAAAAUUGUAAAAAUGUAUGAGUUGUAUUAUUUUUAAAUUGUAAAUGUAAUAGCCUUUCAAUACAUGUAUAACAGAACUCCAAUCAGAAUCGUUUUUCGUUAGCAAUGGUUUAUCGUUGUUUACAGAUAUAAAUUAAAUAACUUUAUGUAUCCUACCGUCCUGACUUAUCACCUACAACAGUGGCACAUCUAUCAGCAGUAGGCAGUAAGCUAAUAUCAGCUUUUUUUUAUUUUACCACUAAUUACUAAGUACAACUUAUUAAUAAAUAUUCUGUAUAGUUUUCUUGCAUACCGACCAUGAAGGGAGAUUAGUGAUAUUGGAAAGUUAAUUUUUGGAUAUAAGGUCGAUCAUGUACUUAUAGAUGAUUGUUCCAAAUUUCAGCCUGGCUAGGGAAUGAAGUACCUGGUUCGGGGUAGUUUAGUCAGGUCAGUAAAUAAGUCUUCUCCUAAUAAAUCUCGUUUUAAUCUUCAAGUAUCUCUACUUUGUCAAACAAUUUUAUCCACAGAGUACAUACCAAAUAAAAACUACAUGAAAACCAGCAAAUGCCAUAUCACAGAAUAUUUUGAAAAUAUUUUUUGAAAAAAACAAAAAAGGUCUCAAUAUAUUUUUGAAUGAAUUGAGAUUUCUGGUAGAAAACAUAAUGCGUACAAAUUUUAAAUAAUAAAAUCGGUAAUGCUUCAUAAGUUUUUCCUAAAUAUUUUUCUCCGGUUUUUCAGCGUUAUUUUGAAAACCGCUCGGAAAAUUAAAAAAUAAUCACCACAAUGUUCCAACUUGAACCAAAAUGCAACAAAAAAUGUCACUUUUUGUCACUUUUUACUUCAGAUCACUGACAUAAAAUAAUUUUAUGUUUAUAAAUAAAUUUAUUUUAUAUUUCUAUAGUUCAGAAGUGGAAACAGUUUUUAUCAAUAUUAUAAAUGGUUUUGCCGUCAAAAUUCUAAUAUAUUAUUACUUAUUAUAUGGACAAUACCAUUUGCCUCCCCCGCACCUCCCACUACAACCUACGCCCAAGCUCGUAUCCAGGGGGUGGUUUUAGGGGUUCAAACACCCUCCGAAAUUUUUAUAGUAGGUAUAUAUUUAUAAUAUAACAAAGACUAACUACAAACUCUAUAUAUAAUUUAUUUCAUUAAAAAUAUUUUAACCCCCCCUCCCCCCCCCCCCCCNUCGUCUCUUUUUAUUUAAACUAUUUUAAAUGUAAACUUCCUUGGAAGCAUCCAAGACAAGCCGGGCCAAUACCUUCCAAUACAGGAAUUACGAAUCAUACAUACCAAUACAAGAAUUUGAGCGUCUGCUUUCCUUCUACCGGACCCUUGCGGUCAUCGUUUUUGAUGUCUACAUUAUUAUUCUGUAAGAUUUUGUUCGAAGACUCCUCCGAAUAGUCGGACGACAUGAACGUCGGACCGAUAAACGAGAAACAGCAUACGGCAAUCAGGACCAGUGCACCGGAGGGCACCAUGUUAUAGUGAUGGCGAAAACGCAAGUGCAAAAAUAAGACCGGAAGUGUUAUUCGUGUUAAUCUAAUCCAUACAACAAUUCGGCGGAACUGCAGUGCAUAAACGGGCGUUUAGAAAAGACGUGUAACCCGUUUAUCGCAAUAUACUAAGCGGACUUGAUCGAUUAACAGUCAAAUCCGUAUUAUGUAAUACGGAUAAUAAUAUUAUUUAAUAAGAAGAAAUUAAUGACAACCGCAAUGGCUUACAAAUCACUAGUCCGAAAUUGGGUGUCAACAAAAAUUAAAUUCCAAAUUAUUGUUAUAUGAACAAAAAUAUUACGCCAUUAUCCAUAUGAUAUCGUGAUAAGAAAUUUAUUGAGUUGCGGGGAUAGACGUAUGAGCACAUUACUUGUUAAAUUUUCCAAAAGUUUCCAAUAGAUGGCGUUGCACGUGUUUUAAUAUAAUACAACUCUACCCAUUAUAAUAGUGGUCCUCAUUUUCGAGGGUCUAUACUUGAAACGAAUUGAAAUUGAAACUGCAUCGCUUACAAAAAUAUUAUAAUGACUCGGGUUACAUCAGCUUUUGGAAAACAAUAUUUAAAGUAGGUACCUACAAUAUUUUAAGAAAAUAUUUUAGACUUAGUAGAUUGGUUUUACAUUGAUGUUUAUUUUUUCUUUAUUUUUUUUAUUGUGUCAUAAAUUUCUGCCAGAAAUCUUGCUUCGAUGUGUAAAUGUGAAAACAUGUUUGCCUUAUCUUGACACUGUACAAUUUUCAACUAAUUUUAGUCAUUUUUGAGCUAUUUAUAGACAUUAUUUAAUUUUGCGAGUUUUGUACGUCAAAUUUAUUCAGUAGGUAGAUUACCUACUCUAUGAAGACAUUGUUAGACUAAACAAAAAUGCUUGAAAAUUUAAUAGGAGGUUCAUUAAAAGUCGUACUUUGUACUAAAAAAAAUUGAGCUUAAUAUAGUAAGUAUUUUUUUAAUUUUUUUUUUAUAAAGGAAUUUUAAUAUAAAUUUUGACAAAAAUCGUUAUAAAAAAUUAGGUAGAACAAAAUCUAAUUACUGAUCCAUGUAAAUUUUUCAAUUUUUUUUUUUUGAACAUAUUUAUAGAUUUAUUUAAGAACGACAAUAAAAUCAGAAUUGAGUGGAUUGAAAUGGUUUCGACAUUUUUUUGAAGUUAAAUUAGCACGAGUAAAAACUGUAUAAAUAUUUUGUUCCUACAUAUUAUACUUUUUUUAGAGUAAACAGCGAGAAAUAAACAGAAUUUUAUAAAAACACAGUUUACAGAAAUUGUUUUCUACAGAUUUUUUUCAACCGGACUUUUCAUUACUGCACACUUCAUUACUACCAAUUUAAAGUAUAAUACGUUUAUAUUAUUCAUUUCAUUACGUACAUUUCUAUAAUAGUAAAUGUGUUCAACAACGGAAGAGCUCCAUUAAUAUAAUUUUCACUGCAAUAUGCACAAUAGGCCAAAGAUCAUUUAAAUGAUUUAUACAAUAUGUAUUAUGUAUAAAUUAAAUUAUUCUGAUAUAGUGGAUCGUCUGAGAGUGUCAACUAAGUGGCAAACAAAAAAAAUCAGCGCAACUACGCACGUGAGUACACACGCUGUUGUAGGUGAGAAGUUGGAAACGAAGUAGAGGGAAAAUUUAAUGUAUAUCUGUAAGCAACGAUAAAACAUUGCUAACGAAAAAACGACUCUGAACGGGGUUCAGUUUAUAUACUGUAGUUGCUUUGUCAACAAAUAUAUGCCAUAGGUAUUAUGGUAAAAUAUUGACAUAGGCAUUAUAUAUUUUUUUUUAUAAUAUUUGUUUAAUAUUGCACCUAUUUUCCCGGUUUUUCUCAUUUUAUAAGAAAACUAGUGAGAAAAUUAAAAAAUGACAUCUCAAGUACCUCCCUGUCCGACGAUUUCCUUUUAGAAAAGGUGCUACAAUUAAAAAUCGGAGUAAGAUUCGUGGUAGAAAAGUUAUCCACAGAAAAAAAAUAAAUAAAAAUUCACAUCCUUGUGAAAGAUACUGUGGAUGGGUGUAGCCACUGUUGCAAUGGUGCUCCUUGACAAAUUUCAAGAGGGGAGGGGGGUAAAAUAUUUUUCACAUCAAAUAUAAUCCUUAAAAAGAGUAGUCAUAAAAAAAAUUUUUGUUAAAUUUAAAAAUUUAUUUUAUGUAAUAUUACUAAAUAAAAGUCCUUUUUCGGUUUUUUGUUUUGCAAAUCGGUCUAUAAUAUUUUAGUUAGUGGUGCAUGCCGUCCCCCGGUCCCCGCCAAAUUAUCACAGCCAUAUCACAUGGUGAAACCUGGUGCUGCCAAAAAAUAUUAAAAUCAUUGAUUUUUUCUUGAUUUGUUACCGCAGUUAUUAAUAAUAAAAUAAUAUAAACAUAAAUAUAUUACCAGGUUUUUGUUUUAAUAUAAUAUAGGCCAGAGGGAAGGGCGAUCGACCCAUCAACCCUCUCCCGUAGGACCGCUACUGAACUAUUGUAGGUGAGAAGUUGGAAAGAUAGGAAUGAGGGAUCCAUAAAGUUUUUAAUUUAUAUCUGUAUGCAACGGUUAACCAUUGAUAACGAAAACGAUUCGGAGAAAAUUUCGGUAAGACUUAUUUUGAAAUGACGUAAUUUUUACGCAUUUCAUAAUAAUUUGAUCAUAAAACAGUUAUGAAAAAUAAAUGAAUGCAUUUGUGAUCUAAAUAUUAUGAAAACUACUUUAGAUAUUAAAAAAUUACUUUCUUCAUCUGUGGCUAGAUAUUAAAUGGAACAAAAUUAUUGAUAUCUUAAUAUUUUUCAAUUAGAGCUAUAUGUCUUUGUGAAAACAUAAGUUUCAAAAAUUUAAACUGAUAAAACCGGUAACGCUGUGGCGUGCCGUAAAUAUUUGCCAUUUCACCGAUAAUUUUCUUUCUGGUUAUUCUCAAUGAUUUUAAAAACCUCAUAGAAAAUUUAUUUCAUUUUUGAAAAUGAUCGUUCCCCGUUACAGUUUGACACCAUCAAGGUUAAAUACUUAUAAAACACUAUUUCAAUGUUUAGAAAGGGACGUGUACAUUAUGGAUAGUUUAUGAUGAUCUGGAGCAAAUAUUAUGGCACCUAUUAUUAUUAUUAUUAUUAUUAUUAUUAGGACGUAUCGUAUUUGCACUAAAAAAACCAUUCAGUUAAAAAUAGUAAUCAGAUCAUAAUUCAUAAUUUAAUUUAUAAUUUUAGUUCUCCGAGUCAUAAACAAAUUUUAAGUUUACUUUGCUAUUUCUUAAGCAUUUUAUAAAAAAAUAUGCAAUUGCUAUAAAAUCCUAAUCGUGGAAAUAAUACUAAUAACCUGUCUAAUAAUAAUAAAUUGUACUAAUCUGAAUAAUUACCACGAUUAAUAAUGACAAUAAUAUAGGUACUAAUUAUACAUUUAUACUUGUUCAUGUGUUUGUAAAGCACACUGUACAAACUAAACGUUAGUUUAAGUUGUCUUUCACAUCAAAUGAAAUUAAAUGAAACGUUGUACCUACCUAAUUUAAAUUUAAAACUUAUUCGGUCUGUCCACUUAUCCAUGAUCUAUCUACAACAGCGAUUUGCUACUAAACAAUUGAUGUACCUAUCUAUUAUAAAACUUGUUAUAAUUAUUUAUUUAUUUUAAAUUGUAUAUGUUUAUUCAAUUUAUAACUCUGUUGAAUCCAUACCGAAUUAGAUACUACAACAGUGGUUUGUUUUAGAUUCUGAAUGAAGCGAAGAAUGUAUUUUACAAUGAUUAUUAUUAUUUACUUUAUUUGUGGACAACUUUACUAUCAGUAAUUUUGUUCUAAUUUACAAUGAUAGCACUUUUUCUCAAAGAAAAUCUGACUAGGGGGAUACUUUACUGAGGUCAUGUUUUGAUUUCCCUAUUAAAUAGGAAAUAUCUGGAAAAAAACAUGGGAAAACCGGGAAAGAACGUAGGGAAAUCAGAAAAAUAGGUACCUACAAUAUUAAACAAAUAUUAUCAAAGAAAAUAUUUAAAGCAUAAUAUGUAAUUAAUUUUCCAUAAUUUGACAAAGCAAUACUAUCAACCCAACUCAAAUAUUAUCGAACACAAUAUUGUAAAAUUAAUUAUUUCAUAGCUUCGCUCACAAUCUAAAAUUUAUUUACUUAUUUUGGAUUUCGUGUGUAGCGAAGGAGCUAUUGGUUUUAUAAUGCUGUUCAUUUUAUAUUUUUUCUUUCUUUGUUUUAAUUUGUGGACACAUUUUUUCCUAGAAAACUUGCAUAAAUCUUUAUGUGUAGCAACUUUUCUGAAAGCUCAAGUUGUUUAGAUUGUACUUUAAUAAAGUCAUUUUUUAAAUAAAAGCGUUUAAGUGAGAAAAACGCAGGAAAACGUACAAUUUCACGAUUUCAUUAUUUUAUAAAAACACGGACGUUUCUUAUCAGAAAAAAUGAUUUAGUCGAAAAAUCACAAGACACCUUUCUUAUUACCUUUCUGAUUUACUUUCUUACGGUAUCAUCGCCAAGUUUUUCGGGGGCUCUGAGGCCAUUCGAUCAGGUUGAUAUUCUACACUAGAUAAAAGCACUUGUAUAUUUAUGUAAAUAUCUACCUAUUGUAUGCACAUAUUUGCUUGAUUGUUGGUUUACAAGGCUGUGUCCAUAAUAUAAUAUUGUACUUGUAUUAUUUUAUUAUAUGAAAAGAGAGAGAGAGAGAGAGAUAGACUUGAUGUAUGUACCUACUACGCAUCUAUGCAAGGCACCAUGAUGAUGAUUGUUGUCAUACCAUCUAUAAUAGUUAGGUAUGCCAAUUGUCAAAAUAACAAUGUCAUGAGUCCGUUGGCCAUGUCCCCACUUCCCGAGCCAAUUGGCACUAUAGUAGGUAAUAUUUUGUUAUAAAUAGGUAGGUAUAUUAUGUAUGUAUGAGUAAGUAAUCACAGAUCAGUAUUACUUCCCGUAUGUUUUCUCGUGGUCGUGGCACGGCUUAUCAUUCGACGGUUUCCCUUAUCAAAUUCUUACAAAUCAUCAGCUAUACACUUUAAUAGAUUUUCUAGUAGGUAUAUAAUUUUUUUUUACACAUCAAUUUUUUCCUGUUGUGCAGGUUGUAGGUAUAUAUAGAUACCUAAUUGGUAGAAUUUAUAAUUUUCGUGUUUUCAGUGCACACACAGAUAUGAAUACUAUGUGGAGUCCCACACAUGUACAGGUAACGGGUAAGUAAAUCUAUCGUUUUGAUGAUUAUAAAAUUAAAUGUCAUUUUAUUAACGGUGUUUUUUUUUUAUGUAAACAUUAUUUUUCUCUAGUUCAGAGGACCAAGAAUUUAAACAUUAAAAGCAAAAAUGGUAAGUGUAAAUUUCAAUUUAAUUAGAGAUUUACUUAAUCUUAUUACAGAAUCUUAUUAUUUAAUUACUGGCCUUAUACUAAGGACGAUUGUUAAUAUUAUACUUUUCUAUAGAUAAUUCGUUUUUUAAAUUUGUAUCAACUUAUAAUCUUUUUAAUUAGACAAACAUACAUAUUUUAAUACUUUUAUACAUUUAGGUAUUGAAAUAAAAUAGGUAGGUACCCACUUGGUAAACAAUUUUUUCUCUAAGGUAGGUAAAUAGGUACCUAACAGUUAAGAUAUUUGUUCAUUACUCACUCAAUUUAUGAGUCAUUCAAUACACAAUUUAAGUAAUAUUACAUUAUAUACCUUUUUUUUAAGUUUGGUCAAUUUUAGUACUAAUCCAACUAUUUUAAUUUCAUAACAGAAAUCAAUGAUAUUUUCAAGGAAUAACUUGAAUUAUCUCGUAAUGAUAGUUCUUGUUUUAAAAAUAUAAUAGGAAUAAUAAAAUGUUUUUAAUAUUUAUAUCUUAAAUGUAAUUUUAUUAUUAUAUAAGUUACUUAAGUAGGUAUAGUGUAUCAUAACUAGUGUUCAAAUUCACAAAAACUGGUUUAGUGUUUUGUAGUAAAAAUAAUUAUAAAUAAUGUUAUCCAACAAUAUAUUUUAGGUCACAUACCUUUGUUAUAGUUCAUACAUUUAUAAAAAAAACUUAUUGUAUUUAUUUACAAAGAUUAAUAUUAAUACAUUUUUACUACAAUUAAAAAUUAAUAAAAAAAAAGUAAAAUUUUUACCAAUUUAUUAUAUUAAUAUAGUUAUCACUAUGAUUAAUUUAUUCAACAAAUAUUAUAUUAUUUGUGAAUUAAAUAAAUAAUAUGUUUCUUGCUAGCUAGUAAAGAGUAAGUACAUACAAAAAUUAAAUUGCAGUCUACAAAAAAAAAAAACACCACCAGUGCUGUUUUCUACUGAGGUAACUUAGAGAGCAGUAGUAGUUAUCUAAGUUAAAUAAUAAUGAAAAAAUAACAUAACUACACUUCAUAAUAAUCUAUAGUAAAAAAAAAUUGAAAUACUUUUUUUUUUAAAAUAAUUAUAUAGUUUUAAUUUAAAAAAGUUAAAUAAUUAUUAUCAAGUAUAUGUUUUUGUUUUUAAAAAAAACCCACUUUAGAUAAAUUCUUAAAAUGUAGUACCUACAUAAUUUACUGUUAAUGAAUAUAUUUGGGUAGAUAUUACAAAUGCAUACUUUACUAAAUUAACUUCAAUUUACUAUAUGAAAAGUAGACUUAUUAAUGCAAUAUUGAUAAUUUAUUUUAAUAUUACCAUUAUUUAAUUUAAUUUAUACUGUGUUCAAUAUAUUUCUUUAGCUAAAAAUGAUGUGUUUGUCACAAUUGGUCUGGGCAAAGAAAAAUAUCAAACUUCUCCCAAAGAAAAAGAGAACCAAGCUGAAGUUAUUGAGUGGCAUGAAGUUUGUGAACUGUGAGUUAAUUUAUUAUUUAUAUUAAAAUUUGAAAUAUGAAAUUAUAUUUUAACUAUUUUAUGAUUUAUUUUUUUAGCCAAAUUCCAAAACAAGGGAAUACUGCAGAAUUAAUAUUAAGUAUACUCCAUAGAAAUUUUUUAGGAUUGGAUCAAUUUUUGGGUCAGGUAUCAAUACCAUUAGCUGAUAUUGAUGUUUAUGAACGACCUAAAAGCAAGUAUGUUUUUUUUUAAAUUUAAAUAUAUUUGACAUUUAGUAAUUAUAAAGAAAAGUUAUAUAUAAACUUAUAAAUUAUAUGGUGCUCUCAUUGAACAGUUUCCUUUGUUUACUGUUAUUAUCUAUGUAUUCAUUUUUGUUCUACAUAAUAUUUAAAAAUAUUAUAAUACCUUUUAACCAAUUGAACUUCUACUUGUAAUAGGUAUAUAAUAGAUAUACCGACUUAUGUUAUUUAUAUGAUUUUAAAAAAAUAAUAAUAAUUGAAAAGUUGUACUUUAAUUUAAUUUCUGAAUUAUUAUACUUUUAGGUGGUAUCCAUUAAAAGGGAAAAAUGGACAAGACAAUAAAAAUCGUGGUGAAUUACAGGUUAAAAUUGCAUUUACAGUUAAAUCUGGUAGUCUGCUUGAUUUAAGUAAGAAAGAAAAACACAGAUUAUCUGUUGGACAAUUAUCUUCAAAUAUAAGUAAGUUUAAAUUUGAAUAUAUAUUUUUUUAAAUUUUUAUUUGUAUUAGUCUUUUUACCAUUAUUGAGUUUAUUAAGUAGGAACAUAUUUGAGGAACAAUUUUCAAGAGGAUAUACGUUUUUAAUAAGUUAUAAACAUACUGUAUUGUAUUGCUUCAAAGUAUAAACUCAUAGUGUAUAUGAAAAUAAUUUUUUUGUUUUGAUGGAAAGGGUGUACUGGAGUCCUACAUUUUUAUAUUAAAAUUUUUAAAAAAUCUAUCAUUAAUCUUAAAAAAAAAAAUGUCUAUAUUACAUUAAUAAGUUUAUCUAGAUAGGAUAUAUUAUAACAAAAUAAUAAGUGAUGUAUUGCAAAGUGUUAUGGUAGUGGUUUUGUAGUACAAAGUCUAUCUGUCUUUUUUUUUUUUUUUUUUGCAAAGGGGUCCGAUAACAUUAUCUGGGUUGAUUUUAAUUGUCUAUGCAUACUUAUAAGUUUUUUAUAUUUGAAUAUAUGAUUGUAGAAACAUCACAAGUCAAUUUUUUAAAACUUAAUAUUUAAUAAAAAAAACUGUAUAAUAUCUGUAAAAAUAAAUUUAAUUUAAGAGUAAAUAGUUACUGAAACAUCAUACGAGGGCGUACCCAAAAGAAACCGAACUGAUGUUGUAUGGGACAGAAUUUUAGUAGUACCAAUUUUUUUCCGAUAGGAGCUUAUAAAUAUACUUCUCAACAUUCAAUAUGCCAAUAUGCCAAUAAAAUUCAAUAUGUCAUCGUGGAAGGUUGUGUUACGUUGGUGUGAUAUUUUUUUUAAAAGUUAUUUUUUGUAAUGGCUGAUUUGCGCGAACAGCGCACAGCNUAUUUGAGUGGUUUUCCCGUUUCAAAAGUGGUGAAAUGUCGAUAGACGACCAAGCUCGCCCUUCGUUGGCGUAAACCAAAGAAAAAAUUCACAAAAUUAUCCUGGAAGAUCGAAGGCAAACCAUUGAAGAAGUAGUGGAGAGAUCUGGUGUGACAUGGAGUUCAGUACAGAGAAUUUUAAGUGAAGAUUUGUGGAUGAGACGGGUGGCUGCAAAAUUUGUUCCUCGACUGCUAACUGAGCAGCAAAAACAAGGCCUUGUGGAAUUAUGCUUUUCUUUGAAAGAAGAAUUCCAAAAUGACUCAAACUUCUUUUCCCCGAGGUCAUUUCAGGUGACGAAUCAUGGUGCUAUGGAUAUGAUCCUGAAACCAAGCAACAAUCGAGCCAAUGGAAGACUCCAGCAUCGCCCUAAAAAAGCUCGUCAAGUGAGGUCAAACAUUAAGACAAUGCUCAUUUGUUUUUUUAAUGUGAGAGGAGUCGUCCAUUUGGAGUUUGUUCCACCUGGUCAGACAGUUAACCAGGCUAGAGUUGUUAAAAAGAUUACGCAACAGUUUGAGGCGAAAAAGACCUGAUUUUUGGCAGUCAGGACACUGGUUUUUUCAUCACGACAAUGCUCCUGCUCACACAACCCUUUCUGUACGGUUUUUCUUUCGGUACGGUCUUUUUUUUCUUUCUGGCGGUUUUUGACCAAAAAUGAUAUGAUCACUGUGUCCCAUCCACCCUAUUCAUCCGACCUGUCUCCCUGCGACUUCUUUUUAUUCCCCAGGAUGAAAAGGAACAUGAAAGGAAAGCGUUUCGCGGAUAUUGAUGAAGUUAAAAAAAAAAAGACGGAGGCGUUGGCAGGCAUCACAAAAGAUGAGUUUAAAAAGUGCUUCGAAAAUUGGAACAAAAGAUUGGACAAGUGCAUUAACUCCAAUAGAGAGUACNCUUCGACUGCUAACUGAGCAGCAAAAACAAGGCCGCGUGGAAUCAUGCUCUUCUUUGAAAGAAGAAUUCCAAAAUGACCGGAACUUCUAUUCCAAGGUCAUUACAGGUGAUGAAUCAUGGUGCUAUGGAUACGAUCCUGAAACCAAGCAACAAUCGAGCCAAUGGAAGAUUCCAGCAUCGCCUCGCCCUAAAAAAGCUCGUCAAGUGAGGUCAAACAUUAAGACAAUGUUCAUUUGUUUUUUUGAUGUGAGAGAAGUCGUCCAUUCGGAGUUUGUUCCACCUGGUCAGACAGUUAACCAGGCAUUUUACCUAGAGGUGUUAAAAAGAUUAUGCAACAGUUUGAGUCGAAGAUCUGAUUUGUGGCAGUCAGGAGACUGGUUUUUUCAUCACGACAAUGCUCCUGUUCACACAGCCCUUUCUGUACAGCGGUUUUUGACCAAAAAUGAUAUGACCACUGUGUCCCAUCCACCCUAUUCACCCGAUCUGUCUCCCUGUGACUUUUUUUUAUUCCCCAGAAUGAAAAGGAACAUGAAAGGAAAGCGUUUCGCGGACAUUGAUGAAGUUAAAAAAAAACAACGGAGGCGUUGGUAGGCAUCACAAAAGAUGAGUUUAAAAAUUGCUUCGAAAAUUGGAACAAAAGAUUGGACAAGUGCAUUAACUCCAAUGGAGAGUACUUUGAAGGAGAUUAAAUGUUUUUUUGUAAAAAAAUUAAAUAAAUAACUUUGUACAAAAAUAGUUCGGUUUUUUGGGGGGUACGCCCUCGUAUGUACUCGUAUACUGAUUAUAUAUAAUAUUGGUGUAAAAAUAAUUACAGAUAUGAUGAACUGUUCGAUUUCUGAACUGAAAAUUGUAAAUAAUCAAACUAAACUAUUAGGUAUUUAGUUUGGUUUUAAAAUUCUGCAUGUUCUGUGGUGGGCUAGAGUGGCUUUGUUAAGAAAAAUUUUAUUUUUUUUCGUAUUAGUGGAUCCCUGAAUCCUAAAUCACAGAGUGGAGCUGUUCGAGAAUCUAGAUUUUUGACCUAACCUAACCUAACCUUUUUACUUUUUUAAUGUUUGAGAAAGUUUAGUUUGGUUUUGUUCGAUCUUAAAAGUCAAAGCUUGUACUAACAUAUUUAACUAACAUAUCUAUCUAUAUAACAUAACUAACAUAUCUAAAAAUAAUUUAAUUUGUGUUUAUUAUUGACUUUCAAAGUUUGAAAAGAAGACUUAAAAUAUGUAACUCGCGAUGGUUCUGCAAUCAUUGAUUUAUUUUCAUUGUGAAGAAUUUGUGUUCUGUUGGUAGAAGUCAAAAAACCAGUAAUGUCCUCAAUAAUUUCAAAAGAAAUUAUAUAUUAAAUUUAGAUAAUAUUCAUAUUUAACAUAUUUAUACGUUGAAACAUACAUUCAAUGUAUGCCUCAAUAGCUGAAUUUAGAGGUUCUUUUUUAUUUGGUUAUGACAUUUUAUUUUGAAAACUUCUAUAACUUUCUAUUAGAAGUGAUUCCAAAUUCAGAAAUUCUGAAUACAUUUUAAAAUUACUUGACUCAAUUUCAAAUUUGGUGUAUAUUUUUGGUAAUAAUUUGUGGUGUGAAGAAAAUUAUAUUUUGUAUUAAACCUGGUUUGAAGUUGUUUGAUGCUAAAAAUAUAUUCAAGUAUAAUAAUACUCUUCAAGUGAAUUUUUUAAUAACAUUCAUUUGAUUGUUUUGAUGAUCAAGAAUUCUAGCUAUUUUUAAAUUUUCUUCAUCAUCAAUUGAUUUGAUGAGAUACUUUGCUUUGAAAAUCUCUUGUAGGAAUACUGAGUAGACAUAUUGUGUAUUCUUAAUCUCAGUUUUGGAUUUGUCAAUUUGAACUUCUUAGUGAUCUUUAUCAUUUUCUACUUUUGUAUGCUCUGGAUGGAUUGUUAUUCAGUUAAAAAAUUAUAUUGGGUUUAUUUGUUAUAAAUUUGUCUGUGGAACUUCUUAAUUUUGUUAUCAUAUAUUUUAAUUAUAAUUAGUGUUAACUCUAGAUAAAAGUGCUAAUAAUCAGAUUGCUGGACUGGGAAUUAUAUCCAAUUAUCUUGAUUUUGGGCCUAACCUUUGACACUAUUAACUAGUCUCCAACAUUAAUAACUGUAUUGAACAAAUGAGAUGUAUACCUUUGGCCACUUAAAAAAAUUAAAACAAAAUUAAACUAGGACUCUAUAUUAUUCACAUUGACAUAUAUUACAAAUAGAGUUACUAAACAUAGUUUUAGUUAGUAUACAUUUUUAAAUAUUAUUCCUAUAUUUAUUAUAAUAAAAGUAAGAAAUUUAACAAAGAUAAUAAUCAGUAGUGUAGUUAAGUUACAACACCAUGUACUCCUUAUUUUUCUAAACAAUAUGUCUAUACAACCCAAAAAUGAAAUCCACAGGUACAUGCAUGAUAAUUUUUUUUUUCAUGCCUUCAACUGAAUUUUAUUUAUAUAAAUAGUCCACCCUUGAGUGAAUGGAUUUUUGAACAAUAUAUAAAUAAUUAGAUAGUUAAACAUAUAACUGGAAAUGAGAAAAGAUCCAGAAAAGUUAGUCACAUCACUACUUUGAAUCCCCUAAAGAAAAAUGUGAAGUAUUUUUAUUGAAAUAAAUUAUUAAUUUAUACAAAUAUUUUUGAUUUAUUAUUUUAUGAUGUUUUGAAUAACUAAAACUAAGUAAUAAUUCUAUAAUAAUAAUAUUAAGACAUCAGGGCCUAAAAUAAAUAAAGCUUUAUACUGCUUUAUAUUUUUUAAAUGCAUGCCCCUUUCAAAAUACUUAUAAGCAAAAAAAAAGGGUCAUCACCUUGAUUGUUUACUUUUGGGUAUUCACCCAUGCCUUCAUAAUAAUCAGAAAACAAUUACAAUAUAACUCUAGAAUAGUCAACACACUUUUUAAUUUCAUACUGUACUUUUAUGAUUUUGUAUUGCACUAAUAGUGUAGUACUGCACAUUAUUUUUGAUUUUUAUAUGAGGCAUGUACCUACUAAUUUAUUUUUGAGUACAAUACUGAUAACAAUAGCAUAAUAUUCAAAAUAAAUGUAGGUCUAUAGAAAAAAGGCAAAAUAAAGCCUAAAGUUUUAUAAAGGUUGCGUUUAUAUAUAUCUAGUUUUAAUUUAAAAAAUCAUCACAAACCUAUGUCUGUACAUAGAAGAUGUUUUUAAACUUAUUUUCCUUAAUUACAUUAAUAAAUAUUCAUUUCUUCCAAUAGAAAAUUAAUGUAAUUGUUGUUUUAGUUUAUCAAAAUUAACAGUAUGAUUAUUUUAUUUUAAAACAUGUUUUACAAAAUUAGAAUAAGAAAAAAUUUCCUUUAAUUCUAUUUCAGAGAUAUGAUUUUGUAUCUAGUUUUAAAGUUCCUAUUAGUUUUACCUAUAUAAAAUGUAUUGCAAUUAUUGUAUUAAAGUAAAUCAAAAGUAGUUUUUUCAUGUAAUCCUUGGCACUAUAAUUUAUUUAGUUCAUUGAAUUAUUACUAGUCUUAAAAUAGACUAACAUUAUUAUUAUUGUUUAGAAUUUUUUAGAAUUAAUUCAUAUUACAAUAAUUAAAAUAAUAAUAACUAUAAAAUUAAUAGUAGAGAUAUAUACUUAUAAUGACUCAAAGAAAAGUUGUAUAAUUUCUUUUAAUAAAAUUGGUUCUUUCCUAUGUAUUCCUCAUUUUAAUUUUAUAUUCAGUAUUAUUUUUCUGUUUUUGCUCUUCUAUUACUUGAUGCAAAUGAUACUUAUCAUGCAAAAUAAAUAAACAAACAAACAUCCAAGUAUUACUUUGAUGGAGGUUUUUUUAAAAAUCAAAACUGAUCCUAUUUACACACAACCUUUAUAAUAUUUUAGACUUUAACAGUUUGGUUAUUUCUUUUAUAUAUGUAUAUAUGUAUAUAUUUGUUUUGCAUGAUGUAUAUGUAUGUAUAUGUUAUAUACCGUGUGUCUCGUUUUAAAUGUACCACUAAAUAUCUCAGCCCGAUAAUCUUAGAUUGAAAUAUGGUUUGCUGCAAUAGCUAAGGGGUACUAAAGUACUCAUUUAAGGACAAAUUUCAAAUUUUUAACUCUUGUUGUAUGCGCAUGCGCAAUACAAAUUUUAUUUUUGCUGAACUAGAUCAGCCCUAUAAGGAUGUAACUUGUAUUUUUUGAAUAUUUUGUGUACCUUUGUUUUUGAAAAGCCAAAUUAUCUAGCNUUCCAACAUCGUCGGUAGCAAAGUUAAGAAAUCUGAAUAACGUCUUCCAUUAAGAGUACCGUCAUAAAAAUGUAGACCUAUUAAAUUUCUUCCUAAUAAUCCGCACCACACAUUUGUGCCCCAUACUGUUUGAUAAUUUGUAUUAACUGCCCAAUGUGGAUUUCCGUUUGACUAAUAACGGUUAUUCUGCUUAUUUAAAACACCAUUAUUGGUAAACUUUGAUUCAUCGGUUCACAAAAUGUAAUUUAAAAAUAAUGGGUCGUUAUUUGUACAUGUUGUUAUUCAUGCAAUAAAUGUUAAUCUACGUUCGUUAUCACCUUGGUGUAAAUGCUGAACUAGAUCAGCCCUAUAAGGAUGUAACUUGUAUUUUUUGAAUAUUUUGUGUACCUUUGUUUUUGAAAAGCCAAAUUAUCUAGCAACAUGUCUUAAAGAUGAGUGAGGAUUUAAUUGAAUGUUAUAAAAAUAAUCUACUAUUAUCAAAGUACUAAUAAUAAAACUGGAAAAAUGUCAAUAACUUUUAUCGCACAAUAAUAACACAAAUUACGUCAUUGUCAAUUUAGUUGGUAAAUUUAUUUUUAAAUUAAUUAAAUUUAAAUUAGCUAUACAUUUGUUUAGGUAAUUUUGUAUUAAAUUAUUUAAAUGCAUUUCAUUUUAGUUUAAAAAUGAUUUACUUUUGUAUCAAAUUCAAGAGUGUAAUGUUUUUGGUAAAAUCGAAAAAAUUUAAUUAUUUUAAAAUUUCAAAAAGCUGUAACUCAUUCAAUUUUAGGUUUAGAACUAUGGUCAAUGGAUCAAAAUUNUUGCAAUUUAAAAAAAAAAAUUUGUAUUGCGCAUGCGCAUACUACAAGAGUUAAAAAUUUGAAAUUUGUGCUUAAAUGUGUACUUCAGUACCCCUUAGCUAUUGCAGCAAACCGUAUUUCAAUCUAAGAUUAUCGGGCUGAGAUAUUUAGUGGUACAUUUAAAACAGGACACGGUAUAUUAAUAUGCUUAUAAAUAUAUUUCUUUUAAUAUACAGUGAAACCUAUGUAUACUGGACAGUUAGGAGAUCAUAAAAAGUGUCUAGUAUAGACAGAUUUCAUUGUAUGUAUUUAGUAAAACUUAGAUAUUAUGUAAAUUUUUUAUGAAAUUAUUUAUAUAUUUAUUAUUUACUAUUUAGUACAAAGAAUAUGUACAUAUGUAUAUACAGUAUAAUAGUUAAAAAAACCAAUAUAAUUGAAAUUUAUUUGUCCAGUGUUCUUGUUUUUCAUCAUCUAAUUGUUCAUCAUCUGCUUCAAUUGGAUUAAUUGAUUAAUCAUUGAAUAGUCUUUAUGUUUCUGGUUAUUUCCGUCCUCCCAAUUAACUUGAUAUUUAUUAUAUAGGACAUGUAACCUAUUAUAAUUAGUAUUAAAAAUAGACCAACUAGACCAUCUACUAAGAUAGGUUUUACUGUUUUUAUAAAUUCAUUGAUAUUUAGUAUUUUCCUAAUAUUAUAAUUUUAUGUUGAUAUUUUUUUCUAAAAUGCAUAAUAUACAUUUUUUUUUUUCAUAAAUAAAUAAAAUCUGUCAUUUAUGUGGAUCAUAAGAAAAAUACCUAUCACUAUGACCUUAUUUACAGCUACCUAUGAAUUCUUAUAGGUUGUAUUUAUAUGUUUAGAAAAAUAAAUAUAUUUUAUUUUUUGUAAUUUUUUUGUGUUUUUGUGGCAAAUUACAGUUUAUUUUAAUAUUUGUUAGGUCAUAUUAUAGCACAUGUUUCAGUUAUUUUCAGUGCUAUAAAAUCAGAGCUCUGAUUAUAAUAUUGUAUGUAAUCAAUUUAUAAUUAUAAUUUUUGGCUGUUUAUUGAUUAUACAGCGAUAAUAAUUAUAUAUUUAUAACUUUUUUAGAUGGAAGUUUACUCAGUCUAAGCAGUGUUGAUAAAAAAUCAUUCAAAAAACUAGCCAAAACAAUAAGUAAUUAUUUGUUGAAAUGUUUUUAUUUGCAUAGUGACUAAUGUAUUGUUUUAAAUUUUAGCCAGUAAAAUAAAGAGAGAAAAAAAGAUACAAGAAAUAUCUUCAUCUAGCAUUAAUUUAAGUGUGGAAAAUCCAAACAAACAAAAAUCUUCACAAGAAAGAUUUGACUGUGAUCCGGGUGUUAUUAGUGAUGAUGACGAAUUUACAGUAACUAUAAUACAUUUCUAUAAUAUUAUUAUGGUUCUAGGAAAAAAUGCUCUAAAAAUAUAUUAUUUAAUUAAUUAAUUUUAAUAUAUUAUAAAAUUGAUACAUGUUUGAUAUAACAAUAAUAAUUCUCAACAAAUCGAAAUAAUGUGUAAUAUAUUAUAGUAUAUAAUAAAAAAAAUAAAAAAAUAAAAUGUAACAAAAUUUACUUGCAUUGGUUUUUUAUAAUUUUUGUUAUCUACCUACACUACAGUGGAAAAAUCUUGACUUAAAAUUAUUGUUUGUAAUUUUCUUUUUACUGUUAUAUGUAAAAUUAUAUUAUACAUAGUUAUGUAUCAAUAUUUAAAAUUAUAUAUUACACAUUAAAAUAUAAUUUUUAUUUUUUGGAUAUUUUCAUCCACUAGACAUGUUUUUUCCAGAUAUUUUUACCUAGAUUUAUUAUUAUAUAUAUGUAUAUUGUUUAUUUAUUUAGCUUGAAGAGUUAUCUCAUAAAGGUUCAGCUUGUUCUUUGGAAACUAAUGUUCAGUCUGAACACAAAGGUCUUAAUAGCUCUUCCCCUAUUACUUUAAAUUUACAUGGAUCAUUUGAAAGUGUUGGUAAUUCAGAUAUAUUGAAUAAAUCUCCUAUUAUGAAUCGAUCCCCAGUCUCACAAGAUGAAUGGCAGAAAAAGCUUUAUCGAAACAAAGGUAUAAAAAUGAAAAAAAUUACUUUGUUUAACAUUAAUAUUGCACUGGGAAUAGUGUUGUUAAUAUAAGUAUUUUCAGAUAAUACAUUAAAACUUGCUGAUACGUUGAAAUCUAAAUUGAAAGAUACUGACCAAAUACCUAUCAACCAUGAUAGAACUAAAGACAAAAGCCCAACUCCUUCGCUUAAAAAUAGUCCUAAAGUGCAAAAAAAAAAUACAAUUUCACCUCUUGAUGAUCGGUCUUCCAACACUAAAGAAAUCAAUCAAGAAAAUGAGACUUCACAGAGUAAUUUAGAAUGCUAAAACUAUUUAGUUUUAGUUCCAUAAAUUUAUACUAUUAAUAAUUUUAUGUUGUACAUUUGUCUGUUUUGAACAUUCUAGAAAGUAAAUCUACAUUAUCUUCAUGGAACAAAGCCUAUGAGCGUAUUAUAAUUGGUAAAGAAAAAGAUUCCAGUCAUAAUCAAAAUACACAUUCAAAACAUUCAUCAGAAAUUCUCCAAAAGUUUGAAGGCAAAUCCAGAGAUGUAAGCAGAAUAUAUUUAUUGCCUUUUUUAAAAAAGUAUAAAUAAUUAUAAAUCUGGCUUUUAGGAUUUGAUUGAAAUGGUUAUCCAACUACAAUCCAAUCUAUGUGAAGAAAUAAAACAAAAAGUUGAACUAGAACAAUAUUUGGACAAGUUAUUAUUGCGUGUAAUGGAAACUUCUCCAAAAAUCUUGCAGACACCAUACAUUUGUUAUGGUCGAAAAACAGCCAUUUGAUGUAUAAAGAAUACAAAAAUAUAAUUUUAACAUAUUUUAUAUUUUAUUUUAAAAUUACUGGGUAACUCAUUCAAAAUAACAAAUAUGUCCACAAGUCACAUAGGUACAUAUUAUGUUAAUUUUGAGUUCCUAGUUUACAAAAUUGGUAAACAUAAGUGAGCUUACUAUUUUUUUAAAUUAUUAAGUAUUUUUAAUAUUAUGAAAUAAUUAUAUUUUUUUUACUGUAAAAUAAGUUUAUAUUUUUUUAGAUUAUCAGUUAACUGCAUGUGUUUUUUUUCAUAUUUUGUUGUAUGUUUAUGUUGCUAAUGCAAUUUAUGCAUUACUUAGAUAAUUUUAUCAGUUUAUUACACAAUGCCUGUAUUGUCAUACUAACCAUAUAAUUUCUGUUUUUGGUUGUUGUGUAAGUGUGUAACUUACAAUUUUAUGAAAUGCAUAUAAUAUUUGUAAUAUUAUUGUAUAUGGGUAUUAAUGUAUUUUUAAACAAUUAAGUUACAUAAUAUAUUCUUCCAUUUAAGUUGAAACAAUAAGUGUUAUAAGUUUAAUGUAAUGUUGUAAUUUUAUGUUUUAUUUUAUAAAAACAAUAAUAGCCACUAUUA
This is a messenger RNA of Cinara cedri, 21942 nucleotides long. The record is from the annotation of a GenBank genome assembly. NCBI's taxonomy places the organism in Eukaryota, Metazoa, Arthropoda, Insecta, Hemiptera, Aphididae.